GGGAGAGUGUGCAUAAUAGUAUUAUAAAAUAUAAUUCCUACUUUUUCCUCUUUCAUGUCCGAAACCAUUUUAGAUAAAAAGACCUCUUUUCUAUUCUUUCAACAAUCCGCAAGAAAAAGAAAAAAAAAGGAGCAAAAAUGUCUUCACCAAGCAAACGCAGGGAGAUGGAUUUGAUGAAACUGAUGAUGAGUGAUUACAAAGUGGAAAUGAUCAAUGAUGGCAUGCAAGAGUUUUAUGUGGAAUUCAAUGGACCUAAAGAAAGUCUUUAUCAAGGAGGUGUGUGGAAGAUAAGAGUCGAAUUGCCAGAUGCUUAUCCUUACAAAUCUCCAUCAAUUGGCUUUGUCAACAAGAUCUAUCACCCAAACGUUGAUGAAAUGUCUGGUUCGGUGUGUUUGGAUGUUAUCAACCAAACUUGGAGCCCCAUGUUUGAUCUGGUAAAUGUAUUUGAAGUAUUUCUCCCUCAGCUACUUUUGUAUCCAAAUGCAUCAGAUCCAUUGAAUGGAGAAGCUGCUGCUUUGAUGAUGCGUGAUCACACUGCUUACGAUCAAAGAGUGAAAGAAUAUUGUGAGAAAUAUGCGAAGCCAGAGGAUAUAGGGGCAAAACCAGAAGAAAAAUCCAGUGAUGAAGAGCUGAGUGAAGAUGAUUACAACUCUGAUGAUGACCAAGUCGCUGGCAAAGCCGAUCCUUGAUUAAAUAUAUGGAUGUCUUCCAAUUGUCUGUACCUGUACAUGAAAUUCAGCUCUUUUAAAAUGAAAAAUUAAAUCGCACAGCAAAACUGAAGGCUGAUGGAAAAAAUCCUUCCCUUCUCUCUUUAUGUCUUUAUUUGCCAUAAAUGUAAUUAUUCAAACUCUGGAUCAAUGUUUCAGAUAUUCAUUACUGUUGGGAGGGAGGGUCUAAA
Molecule: messenger RNA, 898 nt
Organism: Populus trichocarpa (black cottonwood)
Lineage: Eukaryota; Viridiplantae; Streptophyta; Magnoliopsida; Malpighiales; Salicaceae
Product: ubiquitin-conjugating enzyme E2 4
Exons: 6
Coding region: 138-689 (183 amino acids)
Biological process (GO): protein polyubiquitination; ubiquitin-dependent protein catabolic process
Cellular component (GO): nucleus
Molecular function (GO): ubiquitin conjugating enzyme activity
Source: RefSeq, a predicted model, not a curated record